Messenger RNA from Symbiodinium sp. CCMP2456, 1014 nucleotides. NCBI's taxonomy places the organism in Eukaryota, Dinophyceae, Suessiales, Symbiodiniaceae. The record is from the annotation of a GenBank genome assembly.
GUUUUCGUGGUCAGGCCUUCGCCGCUUGGCAAGCGCAACCACGUUCCCGCGGAUGAGCGAGGCUGGAUCUACUUCGAGCGCCUCGUGUCCACCAUAAGAGUCGCCCUGACGGAUGAGCAGUACGCCGCCCGGACUUGCUACUCCAACAUCCCCGAGCUGAAGACCUCUAUCCUGAAUCGUGCCGCCCUGCUGAGGCGCACAGCCUCCACCAGCAACGCAGCCCUGAAGCACCAGUUCGAGACGUACAUCUCGGAGAUCAAGACGAAGACCUUUGCAGCCACCUCUCUGGACAAGAAGAAAGCCUCGGCUGCCACGAAGGUUCAAGACGUGGAUUUGGUCUUCCAGCUCCUCGGUGAGAUGCGCUGCCGGGUAUCCUUGGCCUUGGCGUUCACGGUGAGAUCCCUCAGCAUUGAGGACUGCCGAGAGCUUGUUGAGGCCAAGGCAGACCUGACCAUCCAGGAUGGCCGGGGAUACACGCCCCUCCACAACGCCGUGAGGUUCCGCAACGUGGAGACGGUCAAGUUUCUGCUUGAGAGUGGUGCGCGCCAGAGCCUCCGCGACAAGCUUGGCAACACCUGCUUGCACGUUAUCCCGCUCUACGCGGAUGAGACGACCCUGCAGCUUUGCCGAGUGCUCGGCGAAGAUCCGGCCCACUUGCAGAAGAAGAACCGGGCAGGGCUCCAGGUGCUGCAGCGACUCGAAGCUUGGGCCCUGACGGCGGUGAACGGCGGUCCUUACAAUCCCGUGCUGGAUUGGGUCAAACAGCAGAAGACGGAGUUCCCCUUCUUGUCCGAGCAGGCCAAGAGCAAGAAGACUCCGGCUCGAUCGGAUCGCUUCCAGGUGAGCACCUACUGCACAACAGUGUUGGUGCGGACGCAGGAGCGGACGGUGCACGUGGUGGAGCCAGAGUUCACUCCCCUCUGUCACGUCGUCUACCUGGGCCUCGCUCGAUUCAUCCCCUUCUCCCUGCAGCUUCCAGCGUUGCGGCGCUGGGUCGGCGCUCUGGGCGUCAAG